Molecule: messenger RNA, 723 nt
Organism: Anthostomella pinea
Lineage: Eukaryota; Fungi; Ascomycota; Sordariomycetes; Xylariales; Xylariaceae
Source: the annotation of a GenBank genome assembly
AUGCAGCUGAAAGACAUCAUCGCCUACCGCCGCCAGGAGGCGAGAUCAAGCCGCAUCCAGGCUCGUGAACUCCCAAACCUCGUCACCGACGAGGGUGCCUUGGAGGGCUACGGCCUGAAGCAAGGCUCCAACGAGAGAAGUUCUACGACGCGAGAUAAAACGCAUCAGUCGAUCGGCAAAUUCGUGGAUGAGUUCAACAAAGACAAGAAGCACCACGAGGGCAUCACACCUCAGUACCCCAAGGAGAUCACCAUCCCCGGCACCGUGUACCCGGAUGCCGAUGGGGACAAGGGCAUCCAGAAGGCCCAGACAGACUGGUUAGAUGACGUUGACUACGACGACGACGCGCUCGAGAAGGUCGGCGCGAUGCCGAUCGCCAUGUUCUCCUGGCGCGGUGCCCAGCGCGCUGCCGAGGCCGGCGGCAUAAUCCGCUUCCUGACCUUGAAGGACAGGGACGACCUCGUGGACGGCAGCUACUGGGCCACGUUCAAGGCGUACGAAUUGACCAAAGAGGGUACCAACGUGGAGGAGAUCCUGCGAUACAAUGACGAUGAGAUGGACAAGCAGCCCAAACCGAUCUGGAAGAAGGGCGACAAGCCGCUCGGGUCGGCUGUCAACUGGUCCGACUGGAAGUCGAAGAAGGACGAUGCGGAAGAUGAGGUGGGGAAAGACCAGUUUGAAAAGGACGAGGAUAGACUCAAGGACGAAGCCAAGUCCCACUAA